This is a messenger RNA of Chelmon rostratus (copperband butterflyfish), 1254 nucleotides long. Its product is annotated as calcium-responsive transactivator-like. Gene Ontology annotation, biological process: positive regulation of dendrite morphogenesis; positive regulation of transcription by RNA polymerase II. Gene Ontology annotation, molecular function: transcription coactivator activity. NCBI's taxonomy places the organism in Eukaryota, Metazoa, Chordata, Actinopteri, Chaetodontiformes, Chaetodontidae. Bases 1 to 1254 code for a protein of 417 amino acids. The record is from RefSeq and is a predicted model, not a curated record. Gene Ontology annotation, cellular component: nucleus. The transcript has 11 exons.
AUGUCGGUGGCGUUUUCAUCGGCGCGCCCCAGGAGUAAAGGGGAGGUGACACAGCAAACCAUUCAAAAGAUGCUGGAUGAAAAUCACCAUUUAAUACAAUGUAUAAUGGAUUACCAAAGCAAAGGCAAGACAGCUGAAUGCACACAGUAUCAGCAGAUCCUGCACAGAAAUCUUGUUUACUUGGCCACGAUAGCAGAUUCCAAUCAGAACAUGCAGUCACUACUACCUGCACCUCCCGCUCCCAACAUGUCCGUGGGUCCCGGAGGGAUGGGCCAGAGCGGAGGACACGCUCCAAGCAACCUCAAUGACAACAUGGCACCAGGACUGCCUCCCACAUCAAUGAUCCAGAGCCAGAUGAGCAAUGGCCCCAGCCAUGCCCCCAUGCAGCAGCAGUCCGGUCAGCUGCAGUCGGCAGUUCCCUCCGGGUCCCUCGGCCUGCCAGCCAGCAGCUACGGUGGCUCGGCCUCAGCCUCCGGCUACAGCCACGCUGUGCCCUCCUCCCAGGGCAGCAUGAUCCAGGGCCCCGGGCCUGGCUAUGGCUCUUCCUCCUCUUCUUCCUCCACAUCCUCAUCCUCCUCUUCCUCCUCCCGCAGCAACCUCAACAUGCAGUCCAACCAAGUCUCUAUGAUGCACCAACAGUCUGCCACUCCACACUACUCUUCAGCCCAGUCUGGGGGGCAACACUAUCAGGGACAGCAGGCCAUGGGCAUGAUGGGUCAGGGCAGUCAAGGAAACACUAUGAUGUCUCAGAGGCCCAUGGGAUCCUACCGCUCCUCACAGCAAGGAUCUGCACAGCAGUACAUGGGACAGGACGAGUUCUACGGAGAGCAGUAUGGACACACUCAGAGCUCCAGCGAGCCCAUAAACCAGCAGUAUUACCCUGAUGGUCAUGGGGAGUACUCAUAUCAACAGUCCUCAUAUGGUGAGCAAGGCUAUGACAGGUCCUUUGAUGAGUCCUCACAGCACUACUAUGAAGGAGGUAACUCUCAGUACAGUCAGCAGCAGGCCCAGUAUCAGCAGGGCUCUGGUCAGCAGCAGCCCUUCAGCCAGCAGCAGUACUCCUCUCAACAAGGCUACAGUGGACAGCCACAGGGAUACGGUCCUGGCCAGGGUGGGUCCUCCCAGUAUUCUCAGUAUCAGCAGGGUCAAAGCCAACAGUAUGGCUCCUACCGCUCCUCCCAGGGAGGCCCUGGAGCACAGACGCAGAGGCCCUAUGCCUACGAACAGGGUCAGUAUGGAAAUUAUCAGCAAUAA